Molecule: messenger RNA, 3126 nt
Organism: Limulus polyphemus (Atlantic horseshoe crab)
Lineage: Eukaryota; Metazoa; Arthropoda; Merostomata; Xiphosura; Limulidae
Product: proteoglycan 4-like
Exons: 7
Coding region: 1-3120 (1039 amino acids)
Source: RefSeq, a predicted model, not a curated record
AUGCUUGUGAAUAAAAUUCCCAUUGUACGACCGGAUAUAACAAUUAGUAACGGUGUGAUUCACGCUAUAAAUGGUAUUCUUCUGCCUCGAGACAUUUUUGGUGGGUGCAGAUGUCUUCCCCGGGAACGCGAAAAUGAUCUGGUCCCAGAGUUUCCGUCGGAGCAUGAGAGGGAAAGUCCUCUAACCACGCCUUCUUCUCCUACUUCAAAGACUACAAAACCAUACGAAAUCAUUUCUCCAUCAGGAAGAAAAAGACCUUCAGCUUCUACAUCCUCACCAGAAUCAACUCCUCAACCACCACAAAACCAGCGAGAUACAACAACUGAACCAAAAACAAGUGAAUCUGACGCAACAACUCAACCAUCACAAAACCAGCCGGAUACAACUACUCAACCAUCACAGAGCAAGCCGGAUACAAAAACUCAACCAACACCAAGAGCAUCCGAAACAACAAAUCCACCUUCAAAGAGACAAACGGAACCAACCACCCCCUCAACAUCAAAAGAUCCAAAGCCAACUACUCCUCCCUCAAAAGAGCAAACGCCAACUGUUCCUCUAAUCCUAUCCAGAAGACUAAACACAGAUACUUCAUCUUCAACUGAACACUCUACGACUUCUUUUUUACCCUCCGAACAACCUUAUCAGACAAAAGAACCACCAACACAGAAUGAUCCAGUUAAUUCUGUUUCUUCUUCCACUCAAACUUCACCCGAUGAUUUAACUGAUGUACCAGAUGAUAUGUCAAUGAAAACUUCUACUAAUACUCAAAUGGAUGACAAAGAAGAAGAAACAACAUCAGAUGAGAUCUCUACAGAAACCUCAUCAAAAUAUGAUGAAAAACAAACUAGUGAUUCUACAAGCACUCUGACUUCUAUUAUAACAACUAAAGAUACAAUAGAAGACACAGAUGUUCAAUUAACCAACAGAAAACCAAAGAAACCCGAUACUAUUGAUAACCCCAAAAACACGCCAAAGAAAGAAGACAGCCAGAAUCCUACAGAUACCACAACAAAUAAAGAAGACAGCCAGAAUCCUACAGAUACCACACCAAUUAAAGAAGACAGCCAGAAUCCAACAGAAAGCACACCAACUAAAAAAGAUAGCCAGAAUCCAACAGAAACCACACCAAGUAAAGAAGACGAUCAGAACCCGACAGAAACCACACCAAAUAGCCAGAAUUCAACAGAAACCACACCAAGUAAAGAAGACGAUCAGAACCCGACAGAAACCACACCAAGUACAGAAAACAACCAGAACCCGACAGAAACCACACCAACUAAAAAAGAUAGCCAGAAUCCAACAGAAACCACAUCAACUAAAAAAGAUAGCCAGAAUCCAACAGAAACCACACCAACCAAAAAAGAUAUUCAGAAUCCAACAGAAACCACACCAAGUAAAGAAGACAGCCAGAACCCGAAAGAAACCACUACAAGCCAAAAAGACAACCAGAACCAGUCAGAAACCACUCCAAGUAAAGAAGACAGCCAGAACCUGAAAGAAACCACAUCAAGUAAAGAAGCUAGCCAGAACCCAACAGAAACCACACCAAGUAAAGACAACAGCAAGAACUCGAAAGAAACCACUCCAAGUAAAGAAGACAGCCAGGACCCGAAAGAAACCACUACAAGCCAAAAAGACAACCAGAACCCGACAGAAACCACUACAAGUAAAGAAGACAGCCAGAACCCGAAAGAAACCACAACAAGCCAAAAAGACAACCAGAACCCGACAGAAACCACUACAAGUAAAGAAGCUAGCCAGAACCCAACAGAAACCACACCAAGUAAAGACAACAGCAAGAACCCGAAAGAAACUACUACAAGCCAAAAAGACAACCAGAACCCGACAGAACAGUCACAACCAAAUCAAGAAAAGGAAGAUAACCAUGAGAAGCCACUCAACGAACCAGAAGAUAACGAUGAACAAAAUCCUGAUAAACUCACGCCAAGAAAACGUGGUAAUAAAAAUCCGCCAAGCUUCUCACCAGAAAAACCACGUGGUCAACAACAACCAACAGCAGAAGAUGAGAGAGAAAAUCCAAAUAAAAUCACACCAAGAAAAAAUGGACAAUAUCCGCCAAAUCCUACAGAAAGAGAAUACCCAUCGUUUCCCUUACCAGGAGAAGGAGACAAACAGAAGCCGCCAUUUACUUCAAAAGAAGAAGAAGAUGCCGAAAACCAACCUAACGCGAACCCAGAAGAAGAAGAUCAAACACAGAGACAAGGAAGAACCAUUUUUGAAAUCAUCGUAUAUCCAGGAUUAUUCAUAAGAGGAAAUCCUAUAGGCCUUAAUAUUAUACGUCAACUUUUUGAGACAGCAGGACUUUUGGAGGAUAUGAAGAAAAGAGACCCGUUGACAGUUUUCCUGCCAACAGACGAAGGGUGUUUGCUGUUGCCAAGCGACGUUUUGAACAACUUAAAGAACAAUCCGCCAGAGUUAAAGCGGUUCCUUCGUCAUCACAUUCUUGGAAAACCUUUGUAUCCUCAGAACAUCCAAAACAACAUGAUCGAGACCAGCGCUGAGGGAAUUGGAAUACCACUCAAUCUGUUUAACAGAGGAAAGACUAUUCUUGCAGGAGGUUCCCAAGUUCUUGCUGCCACAAAUGCCAUCAAUGGAGUCGUGUAUGUCAUUGACAAACCUUUCUAUCCCAUUCCCUCGACAAACGUGGUCAAGUGUUUAACUGAUAAUCCAGGCUUCACUCUAUCGGAGCCUUUGGUCACUCAGUCUGGGAUCAACAAUCUUCUACAAGCUAAAGGUCCUUUCACUAUGUUCAUGCCUGCUGACGAAGCCUUCUCUAGAAUAAAAAGAACCACGCUGAGGAAUAUGAUGUCCAACAGAAAUGUUCUAGAUGAUUUCUUGAUGAGCCAUAUUGUCCCAGGAGCUCAUUACAGCAGAGAGUUUAGGACUAAUUUAAUUCUUCCAACGUUAAACGGCAGAAGGAUACAAAUAUUUGUUUCUCCAGAUGGACAAAUCAUGUUGAAUGGCGUGAGGGUGGUAAGUAAGGAUAUUCCAGCAGGAAAUGGAGUUGUCCACAAGAUUGGGGGGGUUCUUGACUUGCCACAAAUAAAUACAACGCCAUAUCCAGAUCAGACGAUUUCAGAGAGACGUAAGAAGAAUUGACUGUCA